This is a messenger RNA of Didymodactylos carnosus, 501 nucleotides long. Lineage: Eukaryota; Metazoa; Rotifera; Eurotatoria; Philodinida; Philodinidae. The record is from the annotation of a GenBank genome assembly.
AUGGCUAUAUUAAUGUGUAGAAUAGCACGUCUACCAACUAACAAUAUUUCUAACGGUAAAUUUUCUCAAUCAAUCGUUGAAUUAAAUAAACCAAUGACUGAACAAUGGAUCCGAGAAUUUCAUAAUAUAGAUACAAAUCAAACUUAUACAUUAAAAAGUGAACAAUCUUUAAAUCAAAAAGGAGAUGAAUUAUUAGUAGAAACAUCAAAAUUUUUAAAAAAUAAUAUUAAAUUAAACAUCCACUUAGACACAUAUCCAUUGAUUGAUCAUAAUAAUUUUGUGAAUGGUUUUGGUAUGCAUUCAGUAUGUUAUAGUUUUAAUAUUGGUUCCUGGUCAAACAACAUUAAGCUACCAACAAUAGUAUCCCCAUCGAUUAGAGGAUACAGCAUAUGUAAUUCUAAUGAUACUGAUAAAUGGAAUUUUCAUGUUGAAAUAUAUACUCCACCGUUACCUAAUAGAAAACUGGUAGCUAGUUAUUCCGGGCAAAUGGCAAUGAUAUGA